AAAAUAUACAAAAAAAUUAUUAAGAUUUUAAAUAUUCAUAUAAAUUUAAAAAUUUAAAUAUAGGAAGAGAAGAAAAUUAGAUUCUUAUGUGCUGUCCAUCAGGCUUUUUGAGUUUUAUAGCUAAAACGUGUACCAUAUAUCUACUGGGUUUUAGUUUGUAUUGUCUUUACAAAUCUGUUGAGAGCGGAUUCAUAACAUCUUUACCCAUACUAAUUAUACUAAUUAUCUUUUUAUUCACAAGUACUUGUUCUUGUAUUGGAUUAAAUAAGAAGAAUUAUAUUUCAGGGUUUUGCACAGUUAUGUUUGGAAUGGUAACAUUUGUCAUAGUGUUUAUGAUAAAUGGAUUGCUAGCUGAUUAUUUUGAUUUAAGUAAAGGAUGCGAUGAUUUAAUUAAAAUAAAUCCACUUUAUUAAGUUUUCAUAGAUAGAGAAUUAGAUAAUUACUUUGACUAAACUACUUAGCUUCUUUGCUCUCAGUAGUGUCCUUGUAAAUGGCAAAAUACAACAGAAAUAUAUAGAAAGAAUCCUUAAAAUUAUGUUUUAAAUAAGUAUGAAGGUGCUAAAUCAGCAGCCCAAUGCCCAGGUUUUUUAGAUGAUAUACAAUUACAACCAGAAAAAAAACAUUAUUUAUAAACUAUGAUUUAGCUUGAAGUAUUUGGAUGUUCAGGAUAUUGUUAGAAAAAAGAUAUUUUUUCAAUGUCUGACAUUAACAUAGGAAUCCCUCAAUAUAAUUGCUUCUAUGUUUCAAGACAUUUACAGAGAAUGCACUUUAAUAGCGUGAUUAUUGGACUUUAUUUACUUUGCUUAGUUUUACUGAUUUUGAUACCUUCUACUUGCUGCUUAUUCUUUAAUUUUAGCAGAGAAAAAGAAGAAAGAGAGUAGAUGUAUGAGAGAGUUAAAUAAUUGAAAAAAGAAUUAGGUCCAAAUGGUAAAAAAUUGACAAAAGGGAAAGGAGAAGAAGAUUAGGAAGGUGAAGAAGAAGAUGGAGAAGAAGGCUAAGAAGAGAAUGAAGAAGAAAAUAAAAAAGAAAAAAAUUAGGAUUCUAAUACAGAUUUAAAGAAUGAUAGCAAAGAUACUUAAUAAAUCGAGGAAAAUGAAUCUGAAUAAACAAAAGAAAAAUCUGAAAAAGAAAAGAAAGAUGAUUGAGCAAUUUCAAAUCUAAAUGAUGAGGUUUGAAAAGUAAUUUAAAUAAAUAAAUUAAGUAAAUUUUGAAUAAUUUUAUAAAAUAAAUUGUGGAUUUAAUUAUAUUUUUUUGAGUGAGUAAGUAAUAUAUUUUCUUUUAGUUUAGAAAAUUAUUU
Molecule: messenger RNA, 1297 nt
Organism: Tetrahymena thermophila SB210
Lineage: Eukaryota; Ciliophora; Oligohymenophorea; Hymenostomatida; Tetrahymenidae
Product: transmembrane protein, putative
Exons: 1
Source: RefSeq, a predicted model, not a curated record